UGCUGCAUUUCCUAUUACCGCACGGGACAGGGGAGCUUUUCGACUCAGCUUCAAAGCCAUGGAUGGCGCAAACGCUAAAUUGUCUUUCAAUCGAAAGUGUGUUAUGUUAACUUUUCUGUUCGUUUGUUCAUUGCAACUGUCCCGAUCAAAGCGAAUAUUCAAGUGUCCUUCAGGAUGCACUUGUACGACAGAUUCUAUCAUUUGCGUCGGUUCGCCUUCCAUCCCAAGAUCUAUACCGAGUGAAAUCAACUCUCUGAGUAUUGUUAAUUGCAGUUUUCCAGAAAUCCAGGAGGCUAUGUUCUCUCUCAUGCCUUCACUGCAGUUACUUCUUCUUAGUUCAAAUUCAUUCUCUGCCAUAAAGGAGGAUGCAUUCUCUGGGCUUCCCCACCUCGAGUACUUGUUCAUUGAGGGUAACAAGAUUGAAGAGAUAAGCAAAUAUGCUUUCAGAGGACUUCGCGAUGUUACGCAUUUAUCGCUGGCAAACAACAAUAUAAAAACACUGCCCAGAGGUUUUUUUUCUGAUCUGCGCUCUUUAAUUGAGCUAGACCUACGAGGGAACAUUUUCCAUUGUGACUGUGAGUCGAUGUGGCUGAUGCUCUGGUUAAAAAGAUCCAAUGCCACAAUUUCAGAUGUUUACUGUGCCAGUCCAUCUAACAUGAAGGGUGUCCUUCUAAAAGAUGUGCCAGAAAAACACAGCAAAUGUGUCUCUACGGAUUUUGUUCAGCAUCAGAUAGUAAACACCCAAUCCAUGUCGGCAGACAUCUUCUUUCACAAAGAGGAUAUAUACGUUGCGAUGGCAGUUCCAAAUUCAGACAGCUGCAUAAUCAUGGAAUGGGAUCAUAUUGAGACGAAAUUCAGACCUUUUGAUAACAUCACAGGACGCUCUGUCGUUGGCUGCCGGUCUGUUCUGAUCAAUGAGUAGGCAUUUGUCAUUGUAUCUCAGCUUUUUGACAGCUCCCUUGUAUACAGAUAUGACCAAACGCAGAAUAAGUUCACCAAGUUUCAAGCGGUUGAAAUGCUCAACGUGUCCAAGCCAAAUGACAUUGAAGUCUUCCAGAUUGGAGAUGACUGGUUUUUACUUAUUGUGGACAGUUCCAAAGCUGGAAUGACCACCCUCUUUAAAUGGAAUGAGACGGGUUUCUACCCAUACCAGUUUCUUCACGAGUGGUACCGUGAUACAGACGCAGAAUUUUUGGAUUUAGAUGGCAAGCCUGUCCUCAUACUAGUUAGCCGCUCCCAGGUUCCUGUUAUGUUCCAGUGGAAUAAGAGCACCCAGAAGUUCGCUCUCCAUUACGAGAUACCGAACAUGGAUGACAUUGCCAGUGUGAAGGCCUUUAGGAUUAAUGAUAUUCUCUAUCUUGCCCUCGCCUGCUACAUUGGUGACUCAAAAGUCAUGAGGUGGACGGGCAAACACUUUGAAGAAGUACAGGGCUUCCCUUCACGUGGAGCCACGGUACUGCAGCCUGUCAGCUUCAAAGACCAGCAUUAUUUAAUUCUGAGCAGUGAUUACUCUUUUUCUCAUAUCUUCAGAUGGGAUGAGGAAAACCAGAAGUUUAACAAGUUCAGGGAUGUGUAUGUUCAAUGGCCACGCUCAUUUACCGCACUGUCUACGGACCAGCGUGACUUUGUGCUAGCCAGUAGCUUCAAAGGCAAAACCAAAGUGUUUGAACAUAUUUUGGUUGAUUAUACCAAAUGAAGUUAAGAGACGUGUUGUUAUUAAGUAUAUCUGUCUUUGAAUAUACUGUAUGUACACAUGUAACCGUAACAUUUAUGAAUGUAUAAUAUUAGGUCGCCAAAGGGCUGAAACAUUCUCUCUAUCGUCUGUCUUGCAAAAGCUAUACAUUUAUGCAACAUUUUCUAUUUAAAUCUGAAUUUAUAAUGCACAGCAGGUAAAUAUAUGCAAAAUGUAAUCAUAUUUGACUGUUUCAUCAUAUCUUGGUGCUUCAGAUAGUUUCUUGAAUUCCGAGUCCAAUGAGGUGAGGACUCGGGCUUCAGGUUAAUCCAAGACAUUGUGGACUUCUAAUGUAAUGCUGUUUUGACAUGCAAGCAUGGGCUAGCAGUGGUAUUAUUCAGUAGAGACCCUCAACAGCAUUGCUUUUGUAGACUGAAAGCCAUAAAGUAAAUUCUUUGUUUAUUUUAUUAUUUUUGCAGAGAAGCAGCUGUUUGUUAGUUUUAUUACUAUAGCUGGCGAAACUGUACUGAAUGUAUCUUUGGAAAUAUAAUAAUGAUAAUAAACGAAACAGCACAUUGAUUGCUUUGCUCAUCAUUC
Messenger RNA from Triplophysa rosa, 2269 nucleotides. It is a transcript of the gene lgi2b, whose product is annotated as leucine-rich repeat LGI family, member 2b. Gene Ontology annotation, molecular function: protein binding. The record is from RefSeq and is a predicted model, not a curated record. NCBI's taxonomy places the organism in Eukaryota, Metazoa, Chordata, Actinopteri, Cypriniformes, Nemacheilidae. Gene Ontology annotation, biological process: inhibitory synapse assembly. The transcript is spliced from 8 exons.